AUGAACAGUUGCUCUCCAGUAUUAAAUUAAUCCAAAGGGACUACAUCUGGUUUCUUAAAAAAUUUAUUAGAUUAUAAAGCUAAUCUAAACUCAAAUGGAUCCAGCAAAAAAUAAUCAAUUUCAAGUUUUUAAAGAGAUAUUUCUCAUCUUGCUGAUUCAUUUAGACAUAAAACUCUGUAAUAACAAAUAAAAGAAAAGUAAUAAAUAGCAGAAAUAAGAUUAAAUGAAUACAUUCUUAAACAAAAAGAAAGAAAAUAGAAUAGGGAAUAUAUGAUUUAAAAUCAAAGGUAUCACUAUAAAACAUAAAAUCUCGAAAAUACAUUCGAUGAUGUGCUUUAAAUAUUAGAAAAAUAUUCUGACAUUAAUUUGAAUUGGGUAGCAUAAGACUUACAAGAAGUAAGUGGUAAUAGGAAAAAUGUUAUGUCAAAUUUAAAAACAACAAUAGUAAAUGGUUUAGAAAAGGGUUAUUUUGAAGAAAUUUCAAGCAUUUAGAAUACCGAAAGAAAAUUAUCGAUAAAGAAAAAAAUACGUACUUAUCUGAAUAAUAUUUGGGAUAGUUAAAGACAUGAAACAUACUAGUACACAUUUCUUUUCGAAUGAGCCUACUGGGAGAAAUGAUGCUAUUAAUCUAAAAAAAUGGUUAUAAAAUCAAUUAGAGAAUAUAUCAUAAAAUCCAAGUAUUGAUCAUAAAUCUAAAUUGUAAUAAGCAAGUGAUGUUCUAUUUAUAUGCUUGAAUGAAUUAAUUAGAUAGGUUUCAUAUUAAUGUACAGAGAGAGGAUAAUUAAUGCUUGCAAUCUUUAAAGGUUAUAUCACAGUAUUUAGAAAAACAAUUAAUAUGUAAGAGUCUGAUAAGUAAUAAAUGUAAAUUAUUGGUUAUAAAAAUUAAUUGGAAUUAUAAGUAGAAUUUGAAUAAUAAUAAGAUGAAUUGAAUGAAAAGAUAUUAGAUCUAAAAAAAGUCAUAUAGAAAUUAGAAAAUUAAUUGAAAACAUAAUAAGAAGAUGAAUAAAAUUUAAUAUUAAUAGUUUAAAAACUGACUAAAUAGAAUGAAUUAGAUAAAACUAUGAAAAAGGGUGCUGCUACUUUAAUAUCAAAUUUAAAUAGAGAAAUUAAAGAAUUAAGAAAUAAAAUAUCUAAAAUUUAAUAUAUAAAAUAAUCUGGUAUUUAAGUUAUUAAUGUACAAGAAGAAGAAGAUGAAUAAGAUUUAUCAUUAUCUUAAGUAUUAAAAGAAGUUGAAUAAAAAACAUCUGUUGAAUAAAAUCCUGAUAUUGUUGUUAAAGAUAUUGUUGAUGAACCACCAAAGAUAACUUUUUCUGUUUAUUGUUAAACUGAAAUACCUUUACGUACUUAUGAAACAUAAACUGAUUUAAAUUUAAUUGGUCAAUAAUAUGAUAAAAUAAUCAAUUAAUAAGAAUUAGAUUAACAUUUUAAAGAAUUCUAACUUAAAGAAUAAAUGGGUUUUUUCCUUUAAGAUGAUUAAUAAUAAAUUACAAAUAAUAAAAAUAUUUAAACUCAUUAAUAAUAAACAAAGGAAUAGAGAGCAAGUUUAAUUAGAAUAUUAGAUGGAUUGCCAGGUAGUAUGGAUCAUAUAAGAAAUAUGAAAAAGGAAGAUAUGUUUGAUUUAUUUGUUAGUAAUAUGAAAACUUUAAGAGAUUUGUUUGAUAAAGAAGAACCAUAAGAAAAAUAAAUUUAGAGUGAUUCAGAAUAAUCUAUGUUUGUAGAACCUCCAGAAAUAAAUAGUGAUGAAAAGAGAUCUACUAAUAAAGAUUCUAAAAAUAAUAUUAAAUUGAUUGCUGAAGUAGCAGAAAUGGAUGAAGCUUCUCCAAUGCCUAAUAGUUAAAAAAGAAUAAAUUUUAGUUUAAAGAAAUUAUCAUUUGAAAAAAUUGAAACAUAACCUAUAAAAAAUAAUACUAAUUCUUCAAAAUAGAAUCAAAAAUCUAAUAAAAGAUAACUUGAAAAGAUGUUUAGUUCUGAUAAAUUGGCAUUACCAACUGUAAAAGAAUUUUAGACAAAUGAAUUAACUCAAACAUAAAUGCUUACUAAUUCAAAUUUAAAUCCUAUUAAUUCAAAUUCUUCUAUAAUAUAAAGUAGUCAAAAUUUAUAAGCUAAUUCUAUAGCUAAUAAAUUUGGAUUAAGUAAAUAAGAAUAGAUACAAUUAAAAACAUAAGUAGCUAUGUUAAUUAUGUUGUAUAAUUUAUAAAUUUAAAAAUAAUAAAAUUUAACUAAAUCUAUGAAUGAUUUUGCAGGAUUAUUAAAUUAAUUAUUUUCAUUUACUAGAAAAUUGAUGAUUCAUAUUUUAAGAACAUAAUAAUAAAGUCAUAAAUAAAUAGCUGAAUAAUUUUUAGUUGAAUUUGAUUCUUUACGUAAAAGAAUGCCUGUAGAAUUAGAUGCAGAGAUUUAAGAAGAAGAAUAUCUUAUAACUGAAUUAGAUGAAGAAGAAGAAAAAGAAAAGAAAAAAUAAAUUCUUUUUAAGAAAAAAAAAAAUAGAAUUACAAAAGCUUUGCAAUUUAAUUUUUAAUAAAAAUAAAAUAAAGUAAAUGUAAUUGAUAGAUUGAUGCAUCCAGGAGUAAUAUUGGCAGUUAAAGCUAGAGAAUAAUCAUAUUUAUUUAAAAAAGUUGUAAAUUAUUGGCCUUUAAAAAAUGUUUUAAGAACAAUUACAUAAUUGUAUGAUGAAAAAAUUAGAAGUAGCAAAGAUAAUGAAACACAAAAAGAUCUAGAAAUGCAAAUAUUUGUUUUUAAUAAUUUUUUAAAUAGAUAUGGAUUUAAAAAUGUUGCUGAAAAGAAAUAUUUAUAAUUUCUACUUUCAGUUAUUCAUUUUUCAUCUAUUUUUAGAGUUAAUGUAUUUGCAAGAAUGAUUGCUAUAUUAUAAGAUGAACAUUUGAAUUUUUCAAUAGAAGAAUCAUCUUUCUUUUUAUAAGGGUAUGAUUUUAUGUGUUCUGAGUCAACUUUAGGGGUUAAUGUUGUUUAAAGUGAAAGUGAAUAAAAAUUUCAUGUUCCAUACUUAAGAGCUUUAGAUUAUAUGAAAGUAUAUUUAGAAAAUAAAAUGAUGGAAGAUGAACUUAGAGAUUUAAAAAAUGAUUUAGAAAAUUUAAAGGAACCAGAUCCUAAGAAUUUAAAUAAAUAAGGAUUAAUUGAUGUUGAUAAUUUCCUUAUUAAAGUAAUGAAUAAAUAUAGAAUUAUUACAACAAGAACUAAAGAGUUUGUAAUUCAUGCAUUCUAAGCAGCAGAUUUAGAUGGAAAUAAAAAAAUUAAUAAUAAUGAAUUUAUUACAUUAUUUAGACAUAUAGAAAAUCAAAAAUUCAAUUUUAAAGAUGCUAUGAAUUUAUUUUAUGAAUAAGCAGACAUUAUUUAGAAUGAAGAAAGAAGUCUAUCAUUUAAUAGGUUUACUUCAUUAUGUGUUAGCCAAUAGAUUUUUACUUUCUAAGCAUUAAAUCAUUUUAUAAAUGUAAAGACAAAUGAUGAUGUUGAAAAGUAAUUUUUAUUGGUGAGAUAGGAAUGGUAAAAUUAUAGAAUGGAAAUUGAAAGUACUUUAAAAGAAUUAUAACCAUAUGUUACUCCAGAAAUCUUUUAAGAAUGGAACACUAUUUUGAAAACUCUUGAGUUAAGAAUUAUGAGUUAAGCAAAUUAAUAAUCAAAUAUUAAGCCAAUAUUGAUAGCUCAUAAAAUAUUGAAAUUAGAAUUAUAGAGAUUAUUACAUGUUGGACAUUAAGAAGAUGAUAUUGAUGAAAAUGCAGUAAUUUAAUGA
Molecule: messenger RNA, 3742 nt
Organism: Paramecium primaurelia
Lineage: Eukaryota; Ciliophora; Oligohymenophorea; Peniculida; Parameciidae
Source: the annotation of a GenBank genome assembly